This is a messenger RNA of Ilex paraguariensis (yerba mate), 165 nucleotides long. The record is from the annotation of a GenBank genome assembly. Lineage: Eukaryota; Viridiplantae; Streptophyta; Magnoliopsida; Aquifoliales; Aquifoliaceae.
GCCGAGCUUGUCGACCUACUAGAGGUCACAGUGCAGUGCAGGGACAACAAUGAUGGUAAGAGUGGGUCUAGUGUGCCCAUUCCCAUUAUUCCGCAAUCAGAUCCUGAACUAUCCAUACCUGCAGCAGCUACUCGGAAGUCUUCUAGGAGUAUCCGACCCCCAUAA